UGAUGUGAUCUCUGAUGGAGUUGCUCCAUGGAGCUGCAGUCCUCCUGUUAAAUGAGGCGGUCAUGGAGAAGAGCAGCGGCUGGGGAUUACAUGUGUUCCAGCUUUCCUUAUUCCUCUUGCUCUCAGGUUAUCCGGCAUGCUGUCAGGGAAGCUGGAUGUGGCUGGGCAUCACGUCUGUGGGAGUAGUAGAGAGGAUGGGCUGCUCUAAUUUGCCUCUGUCCAGCAAGCAGAAGGACGUAUGUAAAAAGAAACCCUACCUGCUGCCCAGCAUUAAAGACGGAGCACGUCUCGGCAUCGCAGAGUGUCAGUCCCAGUUCAGACACGAGCGCUGGAACUGCAGCACCACCAAACAGCCGUCUGUGUUUGGCUACGAGCUCACUAGCGGAACAAAAGAGACAGCGUUCAUCUAUGCCAUUAUGGCAGCAGGGCUGGUCCACUCAGUAACCCGGGCCUGCAGUGCGGGGAACAUGACCGAGUGCUCGUGUGACACCACGCUAACAGGCAGUGGCUCACAAACUGAGGGCUGGCACUGGGGCGGCUGUUCAGAUGAUAUCGGCUACGGGACGUGGUUCAGCCGCCGUUUUAUUGACCAUGCAACAAAGAAUGCUUCUGCUCAUGGAGACGAGGCCCUGCUCAUGAUGAACCAGCAUAACAGCGAGGCAGGGAGACAGGCUGUAGCCAAGACAAUGUGGACGGACUGCCGCUGUCAUGGCGUCUCAGGCUCCUGUGCUGUAAAGACAUGCUGGAAGACCAUGGCAUCCUUUGAGCGGGUAGGCAACUACCUAAAGGACCGUUAUGAGAAUAGCGUACAGGUGCUAGAACGCACCAAGCGCAAGUUUCGUCGCAAGGAAAAGGAACAGCGGCACAUACCCAUCAGCCGGGAGGAGCUCAUCUUCCUCAACAAGUCACCCAAUUAUUGUGUAGAGGACCGGCGGUUGGGCGUGGCCGGGACUCGGGGGCGUCGCUGUAACCGCACAUCUGCCGGGCCGGACGGCUGCAAUUUGUUGUGCUGCGGCCGCGGAUACAACACACAUGUGGUGCGUCAUGUGGAGCGCUGCGAGUGCAAGUUCAUCUGGUGCUGCUAUGUCCGCUGCAGACGCUGCGAGACUAUGAAUGACAUUCACACAUGCAAAUAAAGGGACGAGCCGAGGACUGGGAGAUAUAAGGAGACAUGGAAAGAGGUGAAGUUUGACGGGAGAUGAUGUGGGUUCUAGUUUCACUUCCUUCCCUGUACCUCUUUGCAUUUCAUUCGUCUCCAAAGCUUUGUUCAGUGGCACCUUCACUUGCUUGAUGGAUCCUCAGGAAGUUGAUGAAGCGUUACCAGAGUACUGAGUGUUACUAUGAGAACUGAGGACUGAAGUGGCUUUGUGAUAAAGGGAUAAACUCAUCCUCUUCUAAUGAACAGUUUCCCUUAUAAGACUUGGCCAUAAAUACAAAAAAAGAUAAUGGACAACAUAGCCAAGCCAAAACUCUGGGAUCCCAUCUGGAUUGGAUUCUAAAGUAGGAUAAAGUCUGAUCAAAUUCAGAUUCAAUUAUGUUUGUUAAUAUAUAACAGC
Messenger RNA from Neoarius graeffei (lesser salmon catfish), 1556 nucleotides. It is a transcript of the gene wnt16, whose product is annotated as wingless-type MMTV integration site family, member 16. The record is from RefSeq and is a predicted model, not a curated record. The transcript is spliced from 4 exons. Gene Ontology annotation, molecular function: frizzled binding; cytokine activity. Gene Ontology annotation, biological process: canonical Wnt signaling pathway; neuron differentiation; cell fate commitment. Gene Ontology annotation, cellular component: extracellular region. Bases 15 to 1136 code for a protein of 373 amino acids. NCBI's taxonomy places the organism in Eukaryota, Metazoa, Chordata, Actinopteri, Siluriformes, Ariidae.